AUGUACAUAGCUGAAGAAAGAGGAUCGGCUUACGCUCCCGAUUACCGGGUUUACUUCAAGGAUGAGAGUGGUCCUAUCUCGCCGUUGCACGAUAUCCCUCUCUGGGCCGAUAAGGCUCGGCGGCUUGUGAACAUGGUAGUGGAGGUUCCGCGCUGGUCCAACGCCAAAAUGGAGAUCAGUCUGGGUGAGCCCCUCAACCCUAUCAAACAGGACGUAAAGAAGGGCGCUCUCCGCUUCGUCAGCAACGUGUUUCCGCAUCAUGGCUACAUUUGGAAUUACGGCGCGCUCCCUCAAACCUGGGAGAACCCGCAUCACAUUGACCCCGGCACGCAGGCGCGCGGUGACAAUGACCCCAUCGACGUCAUUGAGAUCGGAGAGCGUGUGGCUUCACGCGGAGACGUGUAUCCUGUGAAGAUACUUGGCACGCUUGCACUCAUCGACGAGGGCGAGACCGACUGGAAGCUUAUCGCUAUAGAUUCGAGGGAUCCCGUUGCCGAAAAACUCAAUGACGUGGGUGAUGUGGAAGUCCACUUUCCAGGACUACUACGGGCUACGGUUGAGUGGUUCCGACUGUACAAGGUGCCUGAUGGCAAACCUGUCAACCGCUUCGCUUUUGACGGUGAGGCGAAGGAUGCCGAAUUUGCGUAUAAAAUUAUUGACGAGGUGCACGAGUUCUGGCGCUCGCUGGUCUCGGGCGACGCGUCGGGGGACGGCGCCGACGCCAACGACAUCAACAAGAUGAACGUGACGGUGCAGAGCAGCGCCGCGCGAGUGGAGCGCGCGGCGGCCGGCGCCGUCCUGUCGCGCGCCCCCCCCCGCGGCCUGCCCCGCGCGCUGCCGCCCGCCGUGGACAAGUGGCACUUCAUCUCCAACAUAUAG
Arctia plantaginis is the source of this 879-nucleotide messenger RNA. The record is from the annotation of a GenBank genome assembly. NCBI's taxonomy places the organism in Eukaryota, Metazoa, Arthropoda, Insecta, Lepidoptera, Erebidae.